UGGCACUAGGAAAAGCUUCCAACACACAGUCCACAACACAGCUUGGGAACCAAAAAAGCUACAGAUCCAGCCACUCAGCCCAAGCAUGGGAGAACUACCAGCAUUGCCUCAUUGCAAAAAAGAGGAGGAAAACAACGUGAUCCAUGUUUAACAAAAGAAUCUGUGGACUAGGAGGCGGGAGGGUAACUACCUGCUGAAAGUGAACUUUCUUGAUAUCCAUGCAUAUAUAUAAACUCAGCCCUGCCUUUGAUGUUCAGCAACUGAUCACUGAUCAGAUUACAGGCAUUUCAUCUCCCUGCUCGUCUGCCUUUGAUCUGCAUGGUUAAUUUUAUUUUCCUGGAUUUGAAGUUUCGUCUGGGCUUGUGCUGACAUACAUUUUUGGGAAGGUAGAAGCAUUUGGCACAGAAGUGCUGCCAGGAGAAACUAAGUUGCCGAACGGAACUCUCCAACAAUAAAUACAUUUGAUAAGAAAGAUGGCUUUAAAAGUGCUACUAGAACAAGAGAAAAGGUUUUUCACUCUUUUAGUAUUACUAGGCUAUUUGUCAUGUAAAGUGACUUGUGAAACAGGAGACUGUAGACAACAAGAAUUCAGGGAUCGGUCUGGAAAUUGUGUCCCCUGCAACCAGUGUGGGCCAGGCAUGGAGUUGUCUAAGGAAUGUGGCUUCGGCUAUGGGGAGGAUGCACAGUGUGUGACGUGCCGGCUGCACAGGUUCAAGGAGGACUGGGGCUUCCAGAAAUGCAAGCCCUGUGUGGACUGCGCAGUGGUGAACCGCUUUCAGAAGGCAAAUUGUUCAGCCACCAGUGAUGCCAUCUGCGGGGACUGCUUGCCAGGAUUUUAUAGGAAGACGAAACUUGUCGGCUUUCAAGACAUGGAGUGUGUGCCUUGUGGAGACCCUCCUCCUCCUUACGAACCGCACUGUGCCAGCAAGGUCAACCUCGUGAAGAUCGCGUCCACGGCCUCCAGCCCACGGGACACGGCGCUGGCUGCCGUCAUCUGCAGCGCUCUGGCCACCGUCCUGCUGGCCCUGCUCAUCCUCUGCGUCAUCUAUUGUAAGAGACAGUUUAUGGAGAAGAAACCCAGCUGGUCUCUGCGGUCGCAGGACAUUCAGUACAACGGCUCUGAGCUGUCGUGUUUUGACAGACCUCAGCUCCACGAAUAUGCCCACAGAGCCUGCUGCCAGUGCCACCGUGACUCAGUGCAGACCUGCGGGCCGGUGCACUUGCUCCCAUCCAUGUGCUGUGAUGAGGCCUGCAGCCCCGACCGGGCAAUUCUUGGUUGUGGGGUGCAUUCUGCAGCCAGUCUUCAGGCGAGAAACGCAGGCCCAGCCGGGGAGAUGGUGCCGACUUUCUUCGGAUCCCUCACGCAGUCCAUCUGUGGCGAGUUUUCAGACGCCUGGCCUCUGAUGCAGAAUCCCAUGGGUGGUGACAACAUCUCUUUUUGUGACUCUUAUCCUGAACUCACUGGAGAAGACAUUCAUUCUCUCAAUCCAGAAUUUGAAAGCUCAACGUCUUUGGAUUCAAAUAGCAGUCAAGAUUUGGUUGGUGGGGCUGUUUCAGUCCAAUCUCAUUCUGAAAACUUUACAGCAGCUACUGAUUUAUCUAGAUAUAACAACACACUGGCAGAACCAGCAUCAACUCAGGAUGCACUAACUAUGAGAAGCCAGCUAGAUCAGGAGAGUGGCGCUGUCAUCCACCCAACCACUCAGACGUCCCUCCAGGUUCGUGUUCAAUUAGCUUGGCUCCAUGAUGUGGGCUCGUUCGUAGCUCAGGAAAACAACAUGUGUCCAUCUGGGAGGAAGCUUAAAGAACCUGCUUCUUUCUGCAGUAGAAGUGUGUGCUGAACCCAAAGAGUACUCCUUUGUUAGGCUUAUGGACUGAGCAGUCUGGACCUUGCAUGGCUUCUGGGGCAAAAAUAAAUCUGAACUAAACUGACGGCAUUUGAAGCCUUUCAGCCAGUUGCUUCUGAGCCAGACCAGCUGUAAGCUGAAACCUCAAUGAAUAACAAGAAAAGACUCCAGGCGGACUCAUGAUACUCUGCAUCUUUCCUACAUGAGAAGCUUCUCUGCCACAAAAGUGACUUCAAAGACAGAUGGGUUGAGUUGGCAGCCUAUGAGAUUGUGGACAUAUAACAAGAAACAGAAAUGCCUUCAUGCUUAUUUUCAUGGUGAUUGUGGUUUUACAAGACUGAAGACCCAGAGUAUACUUUUUCUUUCCAGAAAUAAUUUCAUACCGCCUAUGAAAUGUCAGAUAAAUUACCUUAGCUUUUAUGUAGAAUGGGUUCAAAAGUGAGUGUUUCUGUUUGAGAAGGACACUUUUUCAUCAUCUAAACCGAUUCACAUAGGUGGUUAGAAUGGCCCUCAUAUUUCCUGCCUAAAUCUUGGGUUUAUUAGAUGAAGUUAACUGAAUCAGAGGAAUCAGACAGAGGAGGAUAGCUCUUUCCAGAAUCCACACUUCUGACCUCAGCCUCGGUCUCAUGAACACCCGCUGAUGCUGAUCUCAGGAGAACGCCUGGGCUAGGGAAUGUGAUCGAGAAAGGGCAGCCCAUUGCCCGGAAUUAACGCAUAUUGUAGAGACUUGUAUGCAAAGGUUGGCAUAUUUAUAUGAAAAUUAGUUGCUAUAGAAACAUUUGUUGCAUCUGUCCCUCUGCCUGAGCUUAGGUUAUAGAAAAAGGGUAUUUAUAAACAUAAAUGACCUUUUACUUGCAUUGUAUCUUAUACUAAAGGCUUUAGAAAUUACAACAUAUCAGGUUCCCCUACUACUGAAGUAGUCUUCCAUGAGAACACACCACAUGUUAGGACUAGAAGAAAAUGCACAAUUUGUAGGGGUUUAGAUGAAGCAGCUGUAACUGCCCUAGUGUAGUUUGACCAGGACGUUGUCGUGCUCCUUCCAAUUGUGUAAGAUUAGUUAGCACAUCAUCUCCUACUUCAGCCAUCUGGUGUUGGAUUUAAGAAGACGGUGCUUCUUGCUAUUAAAGUACUCCAUCCUCUACCAUCUACACACUAGCAUUGUCUCUAGAACUAAGACAGAAAUUAACUCUGUUCAGUCACAAAGCAGGGAAUGGUUCAUUUACUCUUAAUCUUUAUGCCCUGGAGAGAACCUACUUGAAUAGGGCAUAUUUUUUAGACUUCUGAACAUCAGUAUGUUCGAGGGCACUAUGAUAUUUUGGUUUGGAAUUGCCCUGCCCAAGUCACUGUCUUUUAACAUUUAAACUGAAUAUUAAAAUGUAUCUGUCUUUCCUAGUACGUUUUUAUCUUCUCAUGUAUUACCCAUGGUUUUCUCUGUUUGUGAGAGAUUAGUAAAAUUUAAUGAGCCCCCUUUCUUGUGGCCGUUUCUCCAUAGUUGCAGGUUUUGAUGUGUUUACUAGCUUGCCUGUGUCUGCUACAUCUCAUGACCUCAAUUCCCUCACCUGAAAUAGGAAAUGAGAAGGUUUCAUUGUAGCCCCCAAGCUGUCAUGUCAACCUAGUGCCUAGUCAUAAUUAAUUGACUUUUCCUGUAUUACUUUUUUUUUUUAAGUAUAAACCAGUGAUCCUUUGGUAGUCAAGAACUCUUAGGAAAACUGCCUUUUGGACAUGUGAAAUAUUUAGGAUUUGACCACACAAUGGCUCUGAAAAUGCAAGUAGUUUCCUCGCGUGACCUCACCGUGAUCACAUACGUGCCACUGUGUGCAAUCUGGUCCUUUCUAUUAUGACAGAGAGAUGAUGAAAGUAGGCAGGGCUGUGUUCCUUUGUGUAGCCUGUAUAUAUUUUCCAUAUGUAGAGCCCUGAUUAACUUCAAGAACACACACUGGCUGGAGAAAGCCAGACUAAUGGGAAUGAGACUUUGGCCAAAAAUCCCAAAACAUCAUUUUCAAUCAGUAGAGAAAUGCUUAGGGUUGAAAACUGAUUUCAUUUGCUACUGAAUUUGGUAAAUCCUGGGUAACUUUUAUCAAGAUGAAGACAUUUUACCCUACCUACUCUAGAAAUAUACAACAAUGUUAUAUUUUACACUCCUUGUAAACAUUUGAGGAAAAAAAUCCAAUUUGCACUUCACUUUGUUGGAAUAUCCCAUAGCACUCAAUAAACUCAGCUGCUAGAGUGCCGAUGUCAGGAAGACUGCAUCGGGUAACGCGCGUGGCUGAAUGGGCAUAACCACUGUGGCUUCUUGUGCUGCAGAAGCUCGUUGACAAGAAUGAGGAGGAUUUCAAGAGCAACCAAGUAAAGUCAUGCAUUUUCUAAUUUUGUGUAUAUGGAAUAUAUUUUUAAAUAGAGAUUUUUCUACUUUAGAUAAUGUGUUAAUACUGCUAUUACCUAGGUUAAGCACUAUUGUCUGUUAGUAAAAAAAAAAAAAAGGAAAGGAAAACCAUCAUUGCUUUAAAAUAGCUUAAAUCAAUUUAGAUUUCAUCAUUACUAUUGCAUACUGGAAUUUAUAAAUGUGUAAAUUAUCAUUUUCUUAGUUUUGUAAUACCUUUUUUAUCUGUGAAUAAAAUUAUCACCUGG
Pongo pygmaeus (Bornean orangutan) is the source of this 4475-nucleotide messenger RNA. RefSeq names its product TNF receptor superfamily member 19 (gene TNFRSF19). NCBI's taxonomy places the organism in Eukaryota, Metazoa, Chordata, Mammalia, Primates, Hominidae. Gene Ontology annotation, biological process: positive regulation of JNK cascade; positive regulation of canonical NF-kappaB signal transduction. Bases 474 to 1841 code for a protein of 455 amino acids. Gene Ontology annotation, molecular function: protein binding; signaling receptor activity. Gene Ontology annotation, cellular component: plasma membrane. The transcript has 11 exons. The record is from RefSeq and is a predicted model, not a curated record.